Messenger RNA from Closterium sp. NIES-67, 3994 nucleotides. The record is from the annotation of a GenBank genome assembly. Lineage: Eukaryota; Viridiplantae; Streptophyta; Zygnematophyceae; Desmidiales; Closteriaceae.
AGUGGCUGGCGAAAAGCUCGAAACGAUUAUGUUCGAGGUGUGCGUGCGGUGAGGGUUGUUGGUUCGGCUGGCAUGUCACCGCUGGCGCCGCCUUCACCUUGGACGGCCUUUGCGGAAGGCUCAAAACCUUGCAUGCUUGCGAGCCGAGCUGGUGUGUCUCGGAGUUGACGUGUCACAUCUUCCCCUCACGUGGAGGCAAAUUCGUUCCUCUCCUUAACUUAGCUUGUCUUACCCAACUCUGUAAAUACCUCAGCGAAACUAUGGCUCCACGCCGCCUUUGAGAUAGCCGAGUUACUUCGCCCUUAGGCAACCCCUGCAAUCCCGUCGUAGUGUACUUCUGGAGGCUCACAGCCCGAUAGAUUUCAGAUACAGGAUUCGCGCGCGACAGGCUUGGAACGUGGAUUCGUGGCAGGCUCGGAACGUGGAUUCGCGCAACAGGAUGAAUAAGAGAGUCUAGGGUGCAUGAGUAGAAUCGUCGCGACACACGAGGCGAGGAGGCGGAGACGAUUUUUUAGGCGCCUCAAGAAUAAGAGAUUCAAGGGUGCAUGAGCAGAAUCGUUGCAACACACGAGGCGAGGAGGCGGAGACGCCGUGCUCCUCCCGUCUCGUCACGGCAGCGAGCUUGUUCUGAGGAGGCUCUAUCCGAGGAGGCUCUAUCUGAGGAGUCUAAGAAAUAGACUCGCGCCAGCCGAUUCCGUUGCUGUGCCAAUCCCGUUGCCGUGAUAGGUUUUUGAGAGUUCUCAAGGCGACACUCCCGUGUCAUCAAGCGACAGUAAAUCUGUUUCAAGGCGCCAGCCAAUCUCGUUGCCGUCGCCUCCCAGUGCGUCACCAGCAUGGCGUCUGCGGGCUUUCUCUCCCGCAGAUGGCGCGCGCUUUCCCAGCAAAACUCCGCCAGCACCGUUUCCAGCGCGCUCUCCGACGCGGGAACGGGCGGAAGCACGUCCUUGCGCCGCCACGACUCGGGUUCGAGUCCCGACACCGACACUUCUUUCAACUCACCUAUAACGCACCCUGGCUCAGGCCCUUUAACGGGGACAACGGGGGGAAGACGGCGCGGGGAGGUCGCGGGGAGUGCGGCACUUGGCGGAGGCAGGGCUACGAACGAAUCCAGUAGCGAAUCUAGGAGCGAAUCUGUAGCUAGAUUCGCUUAUGAUGACGGCAGCUUGUCUCCCGCGAGACGGCGCCCCCCGGGAUUAGGUCGGCGCGCUUUGUCGUUUGGCAUGUCGCCGUGGCGCUUUGACUAUAACGAUGCGGCUUCUAACGCGGCUUCUGGCGAGUCCGCGCCUGCGAGAGGAUCUAGCAGUGUGCGGCAGAGGAGGCGCGGAUUUUCGCGCAGAGGACGGGUGGGGGGGAGGGCGGGCGGAGGCGCGGAUUCUUCCCCCAUGACGCCCGCGGGCGUGCGGACGCGGGGAGCUGCGCGCGCAUGGGGUGGGCGGAAUAGCAGCGCGUCCGCAGGGGGAGAGUCGCCAAGGGGGAUUGGGGUCGGCCCUGCCGCGGCUGCUGCAGCUGUGGCUGCGGCGGCGACUGCUGACGCGGCAGUGGCAGUGGCAUCAGAUGGAGGAUUUGUGGACGUCCCACUGGACGGAAUCCGUCAGAUGUCUGCCAGAGGCACAACUCGUGGCUCUCCAGCUUCUCAACCACAUCUCACCGCAUCAGACCGCAGAUCAUCUUCCAGAGUGCGCAGGUGGCUCUCCGCCUUGAACGUCAUUGGUCGGGCGCGCCGCGACCGCCAGCUCGACCGCCAGCUCAGCGCCACGUCAUCCAUGCGGGCGGAUCACCGCUUCCAGGCACCUUCCUCUCCUCUUAGGCACUCAACCCACCAGCAGCAGCAGCAGCCGGGGCGGCAGGGGCGGCAGGGGCAGGAGCAAACGCAGGAGCAGGAACAGGUGCAGGGGCAGGGGCAGGGAUUGGGACAGCAGGGGCAGGGGCAAAUUGCGCUUCGCAACUACAUGGGGCAUGGGAUUCAUAGUUUCAACAGUGGGUAUAGCCCCAGCCGCGGAUUCAGCCCCAGCCGGUUUAGUCCAAGCCGGGGUUUUAGCCCGAACCACGGGUUUAAUGGUGGGAUUAGUGGCGGCACGGGUGGGGGUUUGAGUGGCGGCGUGAAUGGGAGUGAGUCUCCUAGUACCCUGCAGUCGAAUCCCCACCAGCAGUACCACCAGUACCGGCAGCAGUAUAACCACCAACUGCAGCAACAGCAGCAGCAGCAGCAGCAGCAGCAGCAGCAGCAGCAGCAGAGUUACCAAGAGCACAUGCAGCAGCAGCUAGCCUCCCCUCAGAGGCAUGCCAACCAGCAGCAGCAGCAGCAGCAGCAGCAGCAAGUGCAGUUCCCCUUCCGCCAACCUUUCCGAGAGCUACAAACCGGAGGGGGGGCUAUCCCUGUGUUCCCCUACCCUUCCCCCCAGCACCCCCUGCAGUCCCCCUCCAGGCACCACUCCACUGCCUCCCCCAACAUCCUCCAUCCCACGAGCUCACCCCUCCACCAAGCACUCUCCAAUCUCACCUCCCCUUCCUCCUCCCCUUCCCCCAACUCCCCCCGGCUCACCCCCUCCUCUCAACCGCACCUCACCUAUUCUAACUCCCUGCCUUUCCGGACCCUCCAAACGCUCCCUGUGCUGCCCCCCUUGCCUGAUCAAGACGAUGGGGAUGACAGUCUUCCUCCCCCUGUCUCCACACUCCCUGCGACCAUGCACUCGAGUCCAAGCCCCGCCGCCCCGGCGCGCGCUACAGUGGGUGCUACAGUGCCCGAUUCGCCACUGCUGCUAUUCCGGGAUAGGGAGAGGAGCAGGGAGAGGGAGGAGAGGGAGGAGGGAAGCGAGAGGGAGAGGGAGAGGGAGAGGGAGAGGGGAAGGGAGGGCGAGAGGGAGAUUGGUGGAGAACGGGAGAGGGAGAGGGAGAGGGAGAGAGGAGUGGGUUUGCCGUCUGCGCGACUGCCUAGGUGGUUGCGAUCCCGUCGCGCUAGGAGGAAUGCGCCAUCCUCAGAGGCAGCAGACGACUUCUGGUGGCAGGGCGACAUGAGCGAUGAGGACUCGGGCGUGAUCGAAGCAGCCAUGCAGGCCAUUCUCAUGGAUGGGCUUGCAGGCGCGCUGCAGGGGGGCGGGCUGCAGGGAGGGGGGAUGCAAGGAGCGGGGGGGAGGCGCCUGAUGAUGCCGCAGAUGCUGCUGUUUGAGGACGAGGAGGCGUGGACGUACGAGCAGCUGCUUGAGCUUGAUCGGAACAACGUCAGACGCGGCCUGAAGCAGCAGGAGAUGUGGAAACUUGAUCGGCGCAAGAUGGGGCACGAGGACGAGCGGAUGGACUGCCAGAUCUGCCUGUGCGAAGCCAGCACGGGGGAGCUGCUCACCACGCUACCGUGCAAACAUACUUACCAUGACGCCUGCAUUUCCCCCUGGUUCAAGUCCCACCGCACGUGCCCCAUCUGCCGCUUUGAGAUUGCGGACUGACUCCCACGGCAGCAGGAAGCAUGUCAGAACCAUGGGCAUUGGAAGGGGCUGCUGCCGCUACAGGAGCAGAAGGGGGAUGGCUGACUCACUCCCCACUAGAGCUCCAGAAGACUAGAGCAGCAAUGUAAAUCCCUGCAAGUUGCUGCCUUGCGGUUGGGUGCCUUGCAUAUUUGCCAAACGUCCUUGGCUGCAUCUUGCAUCUUGCACCUCGCAUCUCGGCACGACACCUCUCCGGUUUUAAUUUCUUUCUCCUGCCCUAGCUGAGAUGAGAACACUCUCCCGCUGGUGUGCUAACUUAGGUUAGACAGUGCAGACGUAAGGUUUAUUGUACGGAAGGGUAGGCUAGGCUGCUGUGCUGCUUUGAUUUCAGAAUAAGCAAUGUGUCAGUGACUCAGUGUCAGAGCCCCUGGUCUGGUGCCAUGCUUGCUGGUAGCCAUUGCAAUUUGGGAGGGUCUCUUGAGACGGCCACGGUAUAGCCACCCUGAAAUGUGACAGUUAGACCCUAUGGCACCAACUGUGCAUGGACCCACCCGGAGUCCCGACUCCCGAGUCCC